This is a messenger RNA of Paramormyrops kingsleyae, 1273 nucleotides long. It is a transcript of the gene nccrp1, whose product is annotated as P1, F-box associated domain containing. Gene Ontology annotation, cellular component: SCF ubiquitin ligase complex; cytoplasm. Gene Ontology annotation, molecular function: ubiquitin protein ligase activity. NCBI's taxonomy places the organism in Eukaryota, Metazoa, Chordata, Actinopteri, Osteoglossiformes, Mormyridae. The record is from RefSeq and is a predicted model, not a curated record. Gene Ontology annotation, biological process: glycoprotein catabolic process; ERAD pathway; SCF-dependent proteasomal ubiquitin-dependent protein catabolic process.
GCAGCGGGGAGCGCCGCUGUGUCUUUAAGAGCCGCGCGGAUGUUUCGCCAUCGCUGUCCCGUUCUGGGUGGAGUGUUUCCGUGUUCUAAUUACAGCUGUAACUAAUGGUAUCUGUUAAGUCUUAAGUCACUCGUUGUGUGCUAGUUGUGUUUCUCCGUCGCUCUAAAUUCUCUGAGCUGCAUAAUGGCUGCGAACGACUGGAAGCAGAAAUACGGAAGUGAGCUGAAGCUGGAGGAGAACAAGUUGCCGAUGCCGGACACGGUGGACUGGAAAUCCGUCUAUGAAAAGAAACCCCUGGGACGCAACUUACUGAAGAACCCGUCCCCUUUCGGUUUGGAUCACGAGACGCCGCCUCCUGAGAGAGAGCUGGCAGGAAUGUUUGGAGCUGAACCACCCCGAUUUGAACCAGAAGGUGACUUCAGUAAUUGGACGAAGUCUAAUGAAACGCUCCCUUACGACACCAGUGGGAUUCCUGCUGGCGCUGUCAUAUGUCACUUACCGCAGUUCAGCUGGUUCACCCUGGAGCAGAAAGUGGACCUGAAAGCGGAGGGAUUUUGGGAUGAACUUCUGGACGACUUUCAGCCGGAUAUAGCCAUCGAGGACUGGUACGAGCAGAGCCAGAUCCGCGAGCCUGUCUAUGUGCUGAAGGUGACGCUGCUGGGAGCAGAUGGUCAGACGGUGAUUAAGGAGCACGUGUUCACGCCAGAAGGCGGUCAAAGUAACGACUCCCACACCUGGAAGCAGGUGACACAUGUCUUCUCCAGCUAUGGGCCAGGUGUCAGGCAGGUUCACUUUCUCCACAAGAUGAAGAACAUGAACAUGGUGCAGUUUCAUGCCACCCGUGUCACAGGCAGCUCCGUCAUCGUCAGGCCCACUAGGUCCACCACGCACUGAAGACGGCUUCUGUCACCACGCACUGAAGACGGCUUCUGUCACACUUGCAUGUUGUUGCUAAUUUCUCCUUUUUCAACAUAGACUAUCAGAUUAACACUUAUGGAGGGUUCUCACAUCCCUCAGGCUUUAAAUGAAAUGUGUGUGUUUUUCAUUCAGCCUUAAUCCAAACCAAAUGCCUGUCAUGACUGAUGUGUAACGGUAAGAUGCCUGUGCCUUUGCUGUGCCUUUGCUGUGCCUUUGCUGUGACUUUGCUUUUACAGCAGUGGAGCUCAGAUGAAAAUAUCUAAUUCAGCAUAAAUGUGCAGAAUUUUUGUGACAUUAAAAUAACUGCAGGGAAUAAAGUUGGACCCAUGACUGACUUUCUUAAGUCCUCGACUUA